GAGUCGAAUUUGAGCCUUUGCAUCGAAAACGGUUUUCUGUCCGGGUCUUGGGUGAUGUGUGUUUAUUGAGUGUGUGAUAGAUUAUUUUGAAAAAUAGUGUAAUUUUCAAGUGUCCUGCUUUUGUGUGAUAAUGGCCACGGCGUUUCCGCCGUCGCCCGCGUGAACCACUAAGACUCUUGCGCAGUGAACCAAACGGCCCGCCGCCUUACGCGUCACCCGACCACGAUGAAAAUGGUGUUGUCACAACGGCAACGAGAGGAGCUGAACAAAGCGAUCGCCGACUACCUAGGCAGCAAUGGCUACACGGACGCGCUGGAAGCGUUCAAGAAGGAAGCUGAUAUGACCGGCGAGAUGGAUCGCAAGUUCGGCGGCCUACUCGAGAAAAAAUGGACCUCUGUCAUCCGCCUACAGAAGAAGGUGAUGGAACUAGAGGCGAAGCUGUCUGAAGCGCAAAAGGAGUUUAUGGAGGGCGCGCCGACGCGAGGGAAACGUACACCUGCCGAGUGGAUUCCGCGCCCACCGGAGAAGUUUUGUCUUACGGGCCAUCGAGCCACCAUUACUAAGGUAAUAUUUCAUCCAGUAUUCAGUUUGAUGGUCUCCUCGAGCGAGGAUGCAACUAUCAAAGUAUGGGACUUCGAAAGCGGCGAGUACGAACGAACCCUAAAGGGACACACCGACUCCGUUCAGGACAUCGCCUUUGAUCAUCAUGGAAAACUACUUGUAUCUUGCAGCGCGGAUAUGUCGAUCAAGCUGUGGGAUUUUAACCAGACGUUCGAAUGUGUGAAAACGAUGCAUGGCCACGACCACAACGUCUCAUCAGUCGCAUUCUCACCCAGCGGCGACAUCGUCUACUCCGCCAGUCGUGAUAAGACCAUCAAGGCUUGGGAGGUAGCUACAGGUUACUGCAUUAAGACUUACAAAGGUCACCGUGAGUGGGUGCGCAUGGUGCGCGUAUCACCGGACGGCACGCUGCUCGCUUCCUGCUCCAACGACCAGACCGUGCGCAUAUGGAACGCCGAGACUAACGAGUGCAAGAUGGAGUUGCGCGAGCACGAGCACGUGGUGGAGUGCGUGGCAUGGGCACCUGAGCUGGCGGCAGCGGCCGUCAAUGAGGCAGCCGGCGGCGACAAUCGCCGCGCCGCACACGUCGGGCCCUUCCUUACCAGCGGAUCGCGCGACAAAUCCGUCAAGAUCUGGGACGUGAGCACAGGACAGUGUCUAGCGACGUUGGUCGGGCAUGACAACUGGGUGCGCGGCGCGGCGUGGCACCCCGGCGGACGCUACCUCCUCACGGCGUCUGACGACAAGACACUACGCGUCUGGGACAUCGCACACACACGCUGUCUUAAGACUCUUUACGCGCACCAGCACUUCGCUACCAGCCUCGAUUUCCACAGGAGCUUGCCAUACGUGAUAUCAGGCAGCGUCGAUCAAACCCUCAAAGUUUGGGAAUGUCGCUAAGAGCGUUGCCAUUUUAUUAGUAACUUAAAACUCACCGAUGAUAUCUUUAUCAUUAUUUUCACUAGCUGCAAUGAGAGCAGUAUCAUUUGCGAUCUUAUUGGAUAAUCAUUUAGAAUGGAGAAAUAGUUUUGAUAGUUUAUUCUAACUUUUCACCCUUCUGCUCAUUGAUGUCUCUUCCCGUACAUAUGACGAUGCUAUGUCUGUUUAUUUCCAUAUCGGCAUAUUAAUAAGCCCUCUGGUUCACAUGCACAUUCCAUUAAAUUGUAAUGGCUCAUAGAUAGUUCUUUAUAUUUUAGCUAAUAUAAUAUUUCCGAUGUCUGUUGGUCAACUUCCGAGUAAUUACAUAGUGACGUAGCAUUCGUCAAGUACCCGAUCGGAACGUCGGAGUGAGGAGUAAAAGCUGUGUUAUAAUUUAACAUUUCAAUAUUCUGUUUUAUUUUGUAGUUAUUGUUUAUUCAUAAGCGAGUUUAGAUAUAAAUUUUAUUUCGUAUGAGUAGUUAGUAUGAUUUCUUAAAUGUCCACUCUAGAAAAACUUGUACCUUGAUUUGUUUAUUGAUAAUUUAGUUAUAUUAAAAAUGAUAUUUGAUGGGUAUUCAUGACAAAAUCAGUUAUGUUCAUAUGGAUCAUCGACAUUUUAUCAACCAAUGUAUUUAAUGCAGCUUUUGGUAUUUGUCUCACAUCGAUAUGUUAGAUUAUUCAUUGUGUUUGUUCGCGGGUGUGCCAACAGCAUUAAUGGAUGUCUGCCGAGGCAAAGAGCAUUCAAUAUCUAACACGAUUUAGUCAGUAGGCGAAGUAGGCGGGAGUUUUUUUUUAUAGAGAACACAAGUUUCAUAUAAGAACUUAUUUUAAGUUUUGGCGAUUCAAAACUUUAACUAUAAGUUAGAGCGUUAUAUUUUAAAGUUUUUAAUUAUUUAUUUAUAUCUUCAGUUUUAAUGUCUCAAACGGAAUUCUUCAUGUAGCUAUCGAAUUAAAUUGCUAGAGUAGUGUUUGUUAUGCAGACCACUUAACAUUGCAUUACAUUUUCAUUACGUUAACUGCUGAAUUUAAUAUGUAAGGCGUUUUCAUUUGCAUUGCAUUAUUCGAAUUCUACGUAAAUUAAAGUGUGUGAUAUAAUUAAUAUUUUUAAUUUUUUUCAAUCCUGUUUGAGGUAGCUAGAUUCAAAGAUAAAUGUUAAAUGAAGCCUAUUAUGUUCGAAUUGAUUAGUUAUUUAUUAUGGCAUUGAGAAAUUUGGUUGCCUGAUAUUUUAGUAGAAGUUAGUGGUAAUCGUAGUCUAGUAUGGUAUGGUCCUAUACUUAGAAGCUUUGCCGUAUUAGCGCAUGAACACUACUUAUAUUAUGUAUAAAGGACACUGGGCGCAAAGUCCUGCCCUAAUGUCACCAUGGUGACACACUUCAAAAUAGCAUUAAUUCAAAUCGAUCUUAGUUCCUUAUUCUAUGGUGUAUAGGACAAAGAAGCUAGUUUUUCACCAUGGUUAGGAGUAGUUGCAUUAAUCAUUGUAUCUGCUUAUCAAUGUAAAUUCUUACAUAGAAUAUGUCCGAGAAGGUUGUCUGAACGCUCUAUAAAAAUAAUUUCAGCAGAAACACAUAUUCUACACAUCGGGAAAACUACUUCUCACAUAAUUUUCUAGUCAUUAAUUAACAACUAGACUACAUAAGAACGUUCAUGUAAUAACGUGAACCGAUUUUGCAAAAGGUAAACUCUGCGUUUACACAACCUACUUGGUCACUAAUUGGCGAUCGUGAACUUAUAUGGCUUGCAAUCUAUAUCGUACGUUUUACAUUAAGAAUUUGUAUUACAAUUAUCGACUAAGAUUUACGCACUCAUGUCAUGAUAAUGCUUACAAGGAUAAAUACCGAUAUUUAUGUAUGUUUACAAGCAAAUUUCUCUUGGCCAGUCAUUACAAAACAUCACAGAAGGCGUCAAAAAUUGUUCAAGAGAAGUUUGUACU
Messenger RNA from Hyposmocoma kahamanoa, 3409 nucleotides. Its product is annotated as lissencephaly-1 homolog. Gene Ontology annotation, cellular component: COPI vesicle coat. The transcript has 10 exons. Gene Ontology annotation, biological process: intra-Golgi vesicle-mediated transport; intracellular protein transport; retrograde vesicle-mediated transport, Golgi to endoplasmic reticulum. Lineage: Eukaryota; Metazoa; Arthropoda; Insecta; Lepidoptera; Cosmopterigidae. The record is from RefSeq and is a predicted model, not a curated record. Gene Ontology annotation, molecular function: protein binding. The coding region runs from base 226 to 1461 and encodes 411 amino acids.